This is a messenger RNA of Kockovaella imperatae, 332 nucleotides long. RefSeq lists its product as hypothetical. Lineage: Eukaryota; Fungi; Basidiomycota; Tremellomycetes; Tremellales; Cuniculitremaceae. The transcript is spliced from 3 exons. The record is from RefSeq and is a predicted model, not a curated record. The coding region runs from base 98 to 289 and encodes 63 amino acids.
UCCAACCGUUGUUCUGCCGGGUGGAGGAAGACUAGCGAUCUAUCCCGCCGUCAGGACUCGAUACCCUGGACCCAAUGUUGGGAUUGGAGCAGGGGGCAUGGGUCUGCCGCAUCCUCUAGGCACGCCCCUAGCCUGGGGAUCUGGAAUGGGUAUCGACAAUACCGCAGCAGCUUGGCGACGAUACUGUGGACUAGGAGGCUUUUUGACUGGGUAUCCAGUCCACACGAGGCUGCCUGGACGUCCUGGCCUCGGUGGCUAUUGGGGUGUGAGUAGGCUGUUCGUUAAAUGAUCUGUGCCUGACGUCUUACUAGGGCUGGGAGAUCAGAAACUGA